AUGACAUUAUUUACAACAUUGGGAAUGUUUAUAAUAGACGAGAACCGUUAUAUAAACCCAGUCAUAUACCCAGAUCCUCCAGAAAAAGACAUUAUUGGUGGUGCAGGAACCUACGCAAUAAUCGGCGCUCGAAUAGUUUCCACCGCACAUACCCUGGCACUGCCCGAACCUGACUGUGCAUCAGAACCAGAGACAACGACAACAACAAAGACAGAGGUAGGUACAAACGCUACAUAUUAUCCCAUAUCCGGUAUAAUUGACCAAGGCUUGGAUUUUCCGGAACAGAUUGAAACUCAAAUCAAGACAUGGAAGACGUCUGUUAUCUUUCGCAAACUGGAUCAAUUGACCACAAGGGGCGUGAAUACAUACGAUGGAUUAACGGGUUUACGAUCGUUUCACUAUUCUACUCCAAAAAUUAGGAUUGAAUUGGAGGACGUGGCAGAGUGCCGGGAAUUGCGAGAAAGUAAAACAUACCAUUUAAUUUGUUCAAUUGAGAGAUGCAAACAAUUAAUAUUGGGAAUCAGAAAGUUUAACCCGCUGGCAAAGUUUAUAUACGAGCCAUUGCCUGAUGACUGUGUGAAACAUAAUUGGACAAAACUCACAGAAAUUUUACCUAUGAUCGAUGUAUUCUCACCAAAUCGAGACGAAGCAAUUGCUCUUGCCCUCGGCGAAAGUGAUAAUGCUAAAGAAGAAAAUAUUGCGGAUGACAGCCGUAUUACCAUGUUGAGUGAUGGAGAAUUAUGUGCAAAGUUUACCACUUUUCAAACCCUGAUUUCGAAUGCAGGAACAGUAAUUCGUUGUGGUGCUCGAGGGUGUCAUAUUCGUACUCAUAAUGGAUUAGAUGCCCAUCUACCAGCUUAUCAUCAGGACCAGUCCCACGUGGUUGAUGUGACCGGUGGUGGGAAUUCGUUCUGCGGUGGGUUUAUGAUGGGGUGGUACUCAAGUCAAGAAGAUUGGAUUUAUGCUGCAGUUUGUGGUAACGUAAGUAGUGGAUGUAUUGUUGAAAAAUUAGGGAUGCCAAUAGUGGAGGGCGAGAGGUUUAAUGGUUUAACCUUACAGGAGAGGUUACAUAUUUACUACAACGCAAACCCACAACUUUUAGUAUCUACAAAAAUGGUGAAAACACUGAAAGUUGCAGAAACAUAA
Messenger RNA from Lodderomyces elongisporus, 1146 nucleotides. RefSeq names its product Mak32p (gene MAK32). NCBI's taxonomy places the organism in Eukaryota, Fungi, Ascomycota, Pichiomycetes, Serinales, Debaryomycetaceae. The record is from RefSeq and is a predicted model, not a curated record. The transcript has a single exon. The coding region runs from base 1 to 1146 and encodes 381 amino acids.